Molecule: messenger RNA, 1389 nt
Organism: Penicillium diatomitis
Lineage: Eukaryota; Fungi; Ascomycota; Eurotiomycetes; Eurotiales; Aspergillaceae
Gene: zpr1
Product: zinc finger-containing protein ZPR1
Exons: 2
Coding region: 1-1389 (462 amino acids)
Cellular component (GO): cytoplasm; nucleus
Molecular function (GO): zinc ion binding
Source: RefSeq, a predicted model, not a curated record
AUGUCGACCGACGCCGACAGCAACCCUCAAGAGUCGCAGUUCCAGAACAUUGGCGAUCUCGUCGAGCGCAAUGACGAGACCGGUGUGAUGAGCGUGGAGUCGCUCUGCAUGAACUGCCAUGAGAAUGGAACUACUCGUAUCCUCCUCCUGCGCGUGCCUUUCUUCAAGGACAUCGUGGUCGAUUCGUUCUACUGCGAACACUGCAACUUCGCCAACAACACUGUCAAGCCCGCUGGCCCCAUCUCCCCGUUGGGAUUGAAAUACACAUUAGACGUCCAGAAUCCCAACGACCUGCAACGCCAAGUCAUCCGAUCCGAUGCCGCCACCUUCAAGCUUGAUACUCUGGGUAUUGAGAUGCCCAAGGGCGGAGAGAUCAGCAACGUGGAGGGCAUGAUCCAGCGUAUGCACGAGUCGCUCUCCAGCGAGCAGCCUCUCCGCAAGGAGCAGGCUCCCGAGCUCCACGAUGCCCUUGAGCCCAUUAUCGCGAAGCUCAAGGCUAUCCUCGACCGCGAAUUCUUCCCCUUCACCAUUACCCUCGACGACCCGACCGGUAACUCUUGGAUCGCUCCCAACCCCAGCGACAAGACCAACUACCGCCGUGUGGAAUACCCCCGCACACACGAACAGAAUGAAGAGCUCGGCAUUACUGCCGACCACACUGAACAAGCUGUCGCCAAUGCGGUCGAUACCGAGAACCCCAUGGAUUCCGACAUCGUCGAUGGACAGGUUUACACCCUGCCCGCAGAGUGCCCGAGCUGCACUCGCCCGGUGGCUCUUCACAUCAAGAAGGUCUCGAUUCCCUACUUCAAGGACGUUCUGAUCAUGGCUAGCUCCUGCGCCCCGGAAGAUGGUGGCUGUUCCUACAAGCAAAACGAGGUGAAGGUGGGCGGUGAAAUCCCAGAGAAGGGUCGCCGUAUCACCUUGCGCGUGGAGAACGAAGUCGAUCUCAACCGUGACGUUCUGAAGUCGGGUACUUGCGCUCUGCACAGCGAAGAGCUCGAGCUGUACCUGGGCGCAUCCUCUAUUUCCAGUCGCUUCACCACCGUCGAAGGUCUUUUGACCGAUAUGCGUAAGCAAUUGCACGGUAACCUCUAUGAUCUCGGCUCCGGUGGUGGUGACAGCAUGGAGAAGUCCGAUAAGGAGAAGUGGGACCGUUUCUUCGAUCGCCUCGACCAGGCUAUCAACGGCGAACUGAAGUUCACUAUCACCCUGGAAGACCCGCUUGCGAACAGCUACGUUCAGGAUCUUUGCUCGCCUGCUAAGGAUCCUCAGCUGAACAUCGAAGAUUACGAGCGUACCGACGAGGAGAAUGAGGAGCUCGGUCUUAACGACAUGAAGACUGAAGGCUACGAGGAGGAUGCCAAGGCUGAGAACGAGGAGAAAGCAUAG